UAGCUGCUUUUAUGUCGAGUCUGACGGCAGCUUCAUUUUUCUACAUGGUUUCGUCUGACCGCUUCAUCAUUCACUGGAAACUCAGAGUUCUGAUUUAAACAAUGCAUUAGAAGUGAAAACUGUGUAUUUACAAAAAACCUAAAACUAUUUUAAAAGCUUAACUGCAGCAAAGACGAAAGGAUCACCGGGAUUAACACUCGGAACAGUGGAACAGACACGAAAUUCCAAAGUGCAGAGGUGAAAACAUCUGGAGUGUGAACUACAGUCUUUUCAGUGGAGAUGCAGCGCUCGGUGUGGUUAAUGCUGGUGACCCUGUGGGUGUCACAGACUGUGGAGAGCUGCCCCGACGUGUGUUCAUGCUCCAGGACGUCUGAUUCACAGAAGUCAGCGGUCAGCUGUCAAAAGAAGGGUCUCGACAGUUUCCCCUCCAAUCUGCCUCCAGAUGCUUGGAUCCUCAAACUUGGUGAGAAUGAUAUCACAGACCUGCAGGCUGAUGCUCUGAACUUGGUUCCAAACGUCGAGAGUAUCCUCCUGGAACACAACGCCAUCAAAACAAUCCACCCCCAGGCCUUCUCUGGUGCAGUGCACCUGAGGCUUCUCAAUCUGGAGAGGAACCACAUCACCAAACUUCCACCUAGAGGAUUCAAGGAUCUCCUGAACCUUCGCUUCCUUAUGCUCGGACAAAACCAGAUUGGCCUCCUCAAAGCGGACAUGUUUGCUGGCAUGAAGAACCUGUCAGAUCUUGACCUUCCGCUCAAUUCGUUGACCUCGCUCCCACCUAAUGCAUUCAAGCAUCUCACUUCCCUCAAAGUUCUGGACCUUUCUCUGAACGUCAUUCAAAGAAUGUCCCCAAAGGCCUUCACUGGCCUCCAGCAGCUCAUGUUUCUCAACCUGGACAAUAACAGUCUGAAGACCAUUCCUGCUGGAGCAUUCAAGCCCCUGCGAUCUCUAGAGAUGCUGGUUCUAGAUAACAACCUUCUGUCCUCACUGAAGCCGUCAGCUUUGGAUGGUCUGGACAACUUGCAGGAACUCUACCUGCGGAAGAACAAUCUGGAGCAGCUGCUCCCUGAUGUGUUCAGCAACAUGCCCAAGCUUUCUCAGCUGGCUCUCAGUGGAAACCGCCUGAAGACUGUGAAUGGAAACAUGUUCAUCCAUAUGCCGAACCUGAGGAAGCUGCAUCUCCAUGACAACCCGUGGCGGUGUGACUGUAACCUCAGCUCCUUGGUGCAGUGGCUGAAGCAGACGAAGGCCGCCCUGUCUCCUCGGACAGCCAUGAGAUGUCUUAGUCCUCCGGAGCUCCAAAACAAAAUCCUCAGCAGUCUCGGCGAUGACAAACUGCUCUGUCAUGUCUAAGACCAGAACAUGUCAAAGACCAUGACCUGGGCUCUGACCGCAGAUCCAGAUAAACUUUUAUUUACUUACUUUACUUUGUAACCUAUUUUCUUUUUAGAGAGAGAGAGAGAAUUUAUUUGUUGUGGGAUUUCUCAGAGCUGAAAAAAAGUCAAUAUGUAUUUAUUUUAAGAAUAACACAUUGACAUGUUCAGCUAUAGAAACUUUGGUUUGAGUUAUAGAUGUAGCUUCAUCUCAUACUGUAGCAUGAAACUCUUCAAUAGUAAAAGUAUGAAAACGCUUGAGACCGGCAAACCACUGGUGAUAUAUGCAAAUGCUGUCCUUGACUAAUUCAGUAUUGAGAUUAAAGGCUAUAAUAUUGAUUGCCAGUAGGUGUUGAAUUUGUGGAUUGGUAAAACGGAUCUGAGACACUUUGGUUGGUGCAUUGCUUGCAUGUCAAAGUUUACUUUUUCCCUCUCAAAGGCUUAAUUUGUUAACUUUGGCUAAAGGCCAUCACUCCUAGACACAGUUGGGAAAGAGAGGAGUGAACAGACGAGUUCCCUGGGCAAAUUUUCCACACUGUGAAAUCCCUCUGCACUGUUUUACUGGUCUUAGUAGCCAUGAUAACUCCCCUCCCAGCUCCCAACAUAAGCUUUGUUACUUCUAGACCAGAUGGACUGUCUGUAUUCUGGCCUGGAGCCACUUAUUUGGCAGUUGAUAUUCAAAGAACUGACUGAAGAAACAACAUAACUG
Molecule: messenger RNA, 2082 nt
Organism: Solea senegalensis (Senegalese sole)
Lineage: Eukaryota; Metazoa; Chordata; Actinopteri; Pleuronectiformes; Soleidae
Product: leucine-rich repeat-containing protein 15
Exons: 7
Coding region: 280-1353 (357 amino acids)
Cellular component (GO): plasma membrane
Molecular function (GO): protein binding
Source: RefSeq, a predicted model, not a curated record